UCGGUCAACCAUGUAUACGGAAUAUCAAAUGAAAUACUAGCAUUUCAUGUUUUAUUUUUAUCCGAACAUGUUACCAUAACUUACUUGAAGAAACGUUUUCUGGUGCUUUUCUAUCGCCGGCACUUACUUUUCGUGCACAUUUGGCAAUAUUUAGCACCGUGCGUUCUUCUACACAGGAACACACAUCUGGUAGCCACGCAGAGAUUAUGACGUCACCAAAUACGAUUCCAUGGAACAAUUCGCCUCCAACACCAAACCUGUUCCUUCUGUGUUCAUAACAAAGGAAUAAUAUCGCAAAUAAUGACGAUUGUGACAUUUUGUUGGACCAUUUUGAAUACGUUCCACUUAAAAACAUGUUUGUACCGGUUUGUUCUGGUGGCAAAAUGGGUUGAAACUGUGAAAAUAUUUAUGAGCCGACCGAACGGAAGCGUUGGGAAAUCGGUCUCGAGCGUUCCAUCCACCGGGAUUCCACCCCCUGUUCAGUUGUGUUGUCAUCCUUUACGAAAUGGCUGUGGCUGCUAAUAUAGAUGCUACUACAGGGGGCGUGUCGCCGAGAACUGGAAUGGACUGCGUUACGUUUUGUAGAAUCUGCCAUGCAGACGCCGCCUCUCCCCCGUCUCCGAUGAUAUCCCCCUGUAACUGUGACGGGACCAUGAAGUACGUCCACUCCGCGUGCUUGGAGGAGUGGAUAGUUGCCAGGCUAGCCGGAAACCCGUACAGGGAGUAUGUCGAGUGUGACGUCUGUAAGCGACCUUACGACUUCCACUGGAGCAGGCAACUGUGGUUUGAGAUGUACAAAAGAUCUUCAUGGCUGUACCGCCACCGCUACUGUCUCCUCACCAACAUCCUCAGCUGCCUGCUGAUGUACGCUCUCUUCAAGAUGAUACCACCCAAAGACAACAUCGCCGUCUUAGUGGCCCACACUACCAAGGAGAGGAAGGAAGACUACGAUUUUGUCGGACUCUUUUACGUGUUGUACGUGCACAACAACGCCCCGGUGCUUUUCCUACUGUUCGCCGCCAUGUGUUAUAACUGUAUGGGACCACACUCGCAGCCUGUCAUGCUGCUGGCUAACAUUGCUGUCCUGUACGUCUGUGCCUUGUACAACACCGUGUGCUACCCGGACAUGCGCCCGCCCGAGCCGGUUUCGUUCUACAUGAUCCCGAUCGUUUGGCUUGCCUACGCUCCUAUCGCUCACAUUGCCGCUCUCCUAAUCAUCUGGAUACUUCUGGAUGUGAUGUUGUCCAUCUGGGGCGUGAUUCUGCUCGUGUGUACUGUUUUGGACGUAUUACACUUGACAGGGUACGCGGCCAAUCGGGCUCUCUUUCCGCUGCUUUGCAUCGACGAUGCCCUGGAUGACCUCGGUAACAGGAGGUAUUUUCUGAUACUUCACGCGUUGGGAAGACUUGUUCUACCUGUCGGCAUGUUCUUCUUGCAUGUCAUGUGUUUGUAUGUCAAAAUCGACAUUUGAA
This is a messenger RNA of Branchiostoma belcheri (Belcher's lancelet), 1472 nucleotides long. RefSeq lists its product as uncharacterized. The record is from RefSeq and is a predicted model, not a curated record. Bases 506 to 1471 code for a protein of 321 amino acids. Gene Ontology annotation, molecular function: zinc ion binding. The transcript is spliced from 4 exons. NCBI's taxonomy places the organism in Eukaryota, Metazoa, Chordata, Leptocardii, Amphioxiformes, Branchiostomatidae.